AAGGUUUUGGAAAACCUUGACAUGCAAAGUGCCAGAAUGAGUGCUGUUUUUCUGCUUGAGAACACAGCUGCACUAAAAGUUUUAUAAAACGCUGUUGCCAUGCAAGUCUGUGUGAAUCUUUGUCUGGAUCCUCUGCAGCUGAGAUGUGUUAAAACCAUUAGUUUUUUUUUUUCUUUUGGAAAGAGGAGAAUGGAGAGGCAAUGAGGUUAGACCGAUAGGUAUUUCAGUAAUCUACUGAGAUAAGGUGUCAAGGUCUCACCUAUUGGGCCAGGUGAACAGUACAUUUUAUUACAUACACAUACUGUACAGUUGUACCGUAACUUAUAUUGCAGCCACAGAACCCAUUUAUUCCACCAGGUUUAAUCUGAACGCCACCAUUAAAGUAUCAUCUUCUCUCUAUCGCUCAUAAUCUUCUCUUCUGUACUCAGCCACCCAAUCAGCAAGGUGAUUAAAGAAAAUCAGCCUCAAAAGGAUUUACUUUUUGUGAAACGCACAAUGACGCUAAAAUGGGAUGACUCAAGCUACAAACUGUGUAAAUUUGAUUGCCAAAUCACAAUGGGCUGCUCGAUUAUGCUUGCUUUAUGCUUGCUGAAAAUGAAUGACUUGGGGCAUCGUAAAAUGUAAUCUGCUCUAUUUCUGUGUGUGUGAUAACUUCACAGUUUCACUUGGUAAGUUAGUAAAAUGCUUUUAGGUUCAAAUGCAGCAUGUUACUAAUCUAUUCCUUUGUACUUAUCUUGUACUCAGGUGUUCUCACAAUCAAGAUGGCCACCUUUGACAACAGUACCAACCUAGCCAAUGUCAGUGCCUUCUACUGUAAACUUAAAGAAGAAUUUAAAUAUAUUCUCCUUCCUGUCAGCUAUGCCUUCGUCUUUGUAAUUGGCCUGGCGCUGAACGCCACAGCGCUGUAUGUGAUUGUGUUCCGCACUAAGCGCUGGAAGCCCUCCACUAUCUACAUGUUCAAUCUGACCAUGUGCGACACACUCUACAUCUUCACUCUGCCCUUCCUCAUCUAUUACUACGCAGACGAGAACGACUGGCCCUUCAGUGAACCGAUCUGCAAGCUCAUACGCUUCCUGUUUUAUGCCAACUUAUAUGGUUCCAUUCUGUUCCUGUGCUGUAUCAGUCUGCAUCGCUUCAUUGGCAUCUGCUAUCCAGUCCACUCCCUCUCCUGGGUCAGCGCUCGUCGGGCCAGGCUGGUAUCUGUGGCAGUGUGGGCCACCGUUUUAUUCUGCCAAGGACCUAUUCUCUACUUCUCAAGAACUAAGAAUCAGGGCACGCUGGUCUGCUACGACACCACCAGCCCAGAGCUUUUUGAUGACUUCUUGGUGUACAGUUCAAUAGUGUCAGUUCUCAUGUUUGUCCUGCCCUUCCUGGUGGUGAUGGUGUGCAAUGGCCUCAUAGUGAGGAAGCUUCUAGAGCCUGGCUGGGGGUCUGAAGGAGGAGCCCACCGUUCAAAGCAGAAAUCAGUGAAGAUGAUCAUCAUUGUGUUGGCAGCGUUCAUGCUCUGCUUCCUCCCUUUCCACCUCACCAGGAGUCUUUACUAUGUUUUUAGAUACCUAAGGCAGGCAAAUCCAGCCCAGAUCAGCUGUAAUUUGCUGGAGGCCUCCAGUGUAGCCUACAAGGUGACCCGACCUUUGGCCAGCGCUAACAGCUGUCUGGACCCCAUCCUUUACUUCCUGGCUGGGCGUGACGCCCGCAGUAACCUCACCAAGAAGAGCACAUUGCCUUCAUCGAAACCAACAAGUGUGAGCCAACGUUUGACAACUCAACUCUGAUCCAAUAAAAAAUGCUAAAGGUUUAGGGGACAAGAACUGUACUUUAUUCCUCCUCUGGUAGAUGUGAGACCCCAUACCUGUGCACUUUUCAAUCUUAAAUGUCAGCCAGUUCAGACUUCUCACGGUUGAAAUCUCCUAAUGAAGAAUCAAAUGUGAAAUUAAAACCAGAUCAACAUUUUGGCAAUCCUACUCGAUUGCCAAGUCUUUACAUAAUGUAUGUAUAAUGUAAGGACUUUGUUUUGCAAAGUUCAGUUGAUCACACUGCAUUCAGAUUUCUAUCAUUAACCAGUAGAAGUUAUGUGAUCAGAUUUGACCAGAUGUGAAAAAAAAUAAAUAAAUAAAAACAAACA
Molecule: messenger RNA, 2125 nt
Organism: Micropterus salmoides (largemouth bass)
Lineage: Eukaryota; Metazoa; Chordata; Actinopteri; Centrarchiformes; Centrarchidae
Product: P2Y purinoceptor 2-like
Exons: 4
Coding region: 705-1775 (356 amino acids)
Biological process (GO): G protein-coupled receptor signaling pathway
Cellular component (GO): plasma membrane
Molecular function (GO): G protein-coupled UTP receptor activity; A1 adenosine receptor binding
Source: RefSeq, a predicted model, not a curated record